GUGUGACUUUAUUUUGAGCGCCUCUAUGUUUCGCAAAACCUUGAACUACGUAGCCAAUUGCGUCGGUAAUGUUCACGUUUUCGUGGUUCUCAGCGGUUCAUGCGUUAGUUGGAUAAAGACGGACAAUAGACAUUAGAUUAGGUUAUAUCGUAACCUAAAAUAUUGUCUAAAGAUGAGUGAAAUAUCAAAUUGGGAAGAUAUCGAAAAUGAUCAGUUCUUUAAACAGCUGUUGGACGUCGACUACUCUAAAAAGACUGACGUUGCUCCACUGUUGUCAGUAGCUCAACAAUUAAACAAAUUGGGACAAGCUAUAGAGGUGUUGAAUGCCGAGCUGCAAAGACAAGUACUUGUGAAUCACGAAGAUUUACUAUCCCAAGCGACAUGGGUGGAAAAAUUAGAAGGAGUGCUUUUUAUAAUGCAGUCUCACAUACAAAGCCUCUUAUCAGCAGUGGAACGAUUACGAGGAAAGAUUAUCGACCCAUUUAAUAGAAUCGAAAUGCAAACGAUCGUACUAGCACGGCUUCAUGAAACCUCCGAUCUAUUGAGAAGAGUCUCCAGAAUGCAACAUUUGUCAAAACGAUUAAAUUCUCAAAUGAGUAGCAUUACUCAAGGGCCAGAUAUUGUUAAAGCAGCAAAUAGUCUGCAUGAGCUUGAACAAUUAAUGGCAGACACGGAUCUUAAUGGUCUAGAUGUAAUCGCAGAUGACCAACAGGCUAUAAAGACUCAGAGAGCUACGGUUCAAAGAAUAGCUACUCACACAUUAACGCAAGGUUUACAGGCGAUGGACAGGACAAAGGUGAGCACAGCUGUGCAGGUCUUUCAAAACUUGGGAAUAAUAGGCAGCGCUGUGGACACAACCAUAGAAUCUACUCUAGUUGAUAUAGAAAGAAUUUCCACGGAAUCAUUAGACGUAUCUUUAGUAACAAAUCAAGAUUUUGGGAAACGUGGAGCACCAGGUAGAGCCGCGAUUCCGUCACCUGGAUCGUCUGGAAAUUUACGCACGAGAAUUUGGGAAAAUCUCGAGCGUCUUUUCCAAGAUACUUUGUAUACGCAAUGUCUACAGAUUGAAUUGCUGCAAAGAGUAUUGUUGGAGCAUCAUAUGAAAGGGUUUCAUGAUUUAUCCGAGAAGUUUUGGGAGAAAAUCAAUACUCUUCUUGCGAAAGUCUUGAUUGAACGUGCUCAAGGAUCAUCAUUUGUAAAGCAAGCCCUGGAAGGAGAGUAUCCAAAAUUUUUAAGAAUAUUUUUAGACUUGAGUAAACGCUUGAAGGACAGAUCUCAUAGUAUCGGGAUUUAUGGUAUCGACCGCAAUGUUUUAUUACCAUUCGAAAACGCAUAUUUAUCGCGUUCAGUGUCUCGACUUUUGGAUCCAGUUCACAAUAUGUUUUCUGGAGAAGGUUUGCCGACGCACGACGAGAUUGAUAGUCUUAUACGUAUGAUUACAAACGAGUUGAGCGUAUCGCUGGUGGACGAUGGACUCUCAACCGUGGUGUCGCGCAAUGUAGGGAAAGCCAUAAGAUUAUUCUGCUUAAAAUGCGAGCAAAGUAUAGUGACGGGUGGUGAGGCCAGUCAAGUGAUCGAUUCUCCGACUACCGGUCAACAAACAAAUGUUACGCUCGCAAAUCUUCUCCAUUAUCUUUCUAGCCAGACAAACCGCGUGAUAGCAAAUAUGGCAGGAGGUUUAUCCUCUGAGGGAAGUGUUGUCAUUACCACAACGCUCAAGGAAACGGAUGAAUUAACGAAGAAUUUGCUCGUACCAUUGUUAACUUCUAUCAGCGAUGCAAUCGAAAGUAUUAUUUUAACAAUGCACGAUGAUCCGGAAUUUAGAGAUACAAGUAGUUCUCUAGGAAAGGAAAUCGGCUGUUCCCUUUAUAUGCGUGAGUUACAAGGCUUUAUCUUACGAUCCGUGAAUACAUUCUUGCUACCGUAUAAAAAUCAAGUGGUUGUAGCUGAAAGUUGUAAAGCUGUCACGUCGAGAUGUAUAGAGUUAUUCGUACGUCAUGCUUGCCUGUUGAGACCCCUGACUGAUUUUGGGAAAGCAAAACUUUUAGUAGAUUUCACUCAGAUGGAAGUAGCUGUGGCGCCGCUAUGUCGCGGUGGCCAAAUGGGUUUGCUCGAACAACAGCAAUACAGAACCCUGCGAGCGCUCAAAACAUUGCUUCCCCUUAGUCCCGAGGAGAUGGUGAACAAAAUUCUGGAAGGACAGGGAGAAAGUAGUGUAUCGCCAUCUCUUAUUCUUCUGCAUUUGUUUUCUGGUGCACCACCCGAAUUAGCAUCACCACAUCAGAGCGCCGGAUGGUCUGUGGGCCGAUUAUCACAGUGGAUGGACAAUCAUCCGAACGAAAGAGACAGAUUAGCAUUAUGCAGUGGACCUUUGGAACGUUAUCAGUUAACGAUCCGUCAACAAAAUCUCCCAUCAUUCCAUCCUCUUUUUCCACAAAUGAUGAAAUUAGCUAACUUGAGAGAACCCUCGAGUCAAUAAAAUGUAUGCAUAUAAAUAUACCAUAAAAAAAUUGUA
Messenger RNA from Solenopsis invicta (red fire ant), 2515 nucleotides. It is a transcript of the gene fws, whose product is annotated as conserved oligomeric Golgi complex subunit 5. The transcript has 15 exons. Lineage: Eukaryota; Metazoa; Arthropoda; Insecta; Hymenoptera; Formicidae. Gene Ontology annotation, biological process: intra-Golgi vesicle-mediated transport. The record is from RefSeq and is a predicted model, not a curated record. Gene Ontology annotation, cellular component: COG complex. The coding region runs from base 173 to 2479 and encodes 768 amino acids.